Molecule: messenger RNA, 477 nt
Organism: Lymnaea stagnalis (great pond snail)
Lineage: Eukaryota; Metazoa; Mollusca; Gastropoda; Lymnaeidae
Source: the annotation of a GenBank genome assembly
GAGGUCAAAUGUAUGCAGACACUUGACCACCCCAACGUCAUAAAACUCAUCCUGGCCGCCCGGUGCCCGGAUCGACUGCUCAUCUGCACGCCCUACUGCCCGAAAGGAAGUCUGUCUUCAGUGCUGACGUCACUAACUCCAGCACACCUGGCCGUCUACGUCAGCCAGCUCACAUCCGCCGUGUGUUACCUGCAUCAGAAGAGGGUCGUCCACUCAGACAUCAAACCCAGCAACGUCUUCAUCGAUGACCGCGAGAAUGCCAUUCUCGGAGACUUCGGUGUUGCGUUUAUGGUACCGACUGACCAGACCACCGUCCGGCCCAAGGUGGUCGGAGGCACGCCCGCCUUUAUGGCCCCAGAGUUGUUUGGACCAGGUCAUGUUGACCCCUUCAAGCUGGACGUCUACUCCCUGGGUGCGGUCAUCUGGUGCAUUUUAUUCCGACUGGAGCCCAACUCUGAGAACGUCUACGACUACCUU